CGGGCGACCGGCGAGCCGCUUCAGCACUUGCAGCUGGGACGCGGCUAGUUAGGCGGUACGCUGGGCCGGCCCCCAGGUUCCGCUCAUUCCCUUUCCAUCUCCUGCACGCAGGAGCUACACCGCCCCCCCCCCCGCGCCCUCAGUUUGCAGGGCCAGAGACCAAACAAUGAAAGGGCAGAGGGCAGUGAGGGCUUCAAUCGACAAUUAAAAACAAAAACAAAACCACAACCAAACAAAACAAACCCCCAAACCCAAAAUAAAACAAAAAGAGAAUAACCCGGUUCCUAUUUGCACCUGCUUCAGUGGACACUGAAUUUGGAAGGCAGAGGGUUUUCCUUGUUUUUGUUUUGUUUCCUUCAAGACUUGGGCAUCUUUUGACUCUACCCUCCCAAGAUUUCACGAACAGACUGUGAGCCUAGCAGGGCAGAUCGUGUCCAGCGCGUGUUUUCCUGGGCAGGAGACUUCGAGGCUGUCAGAGUGCUCUUGCGUGGUUAUUCCUGCAAGUUUCCUUCCCAGGAGCUUCCCGCAGGUGGGCAAUUAGCUGCAGUGACUACCGCAUCGCAGCCUGUUGAACUCUUCUCAGCUAGAGAAGGGGAAGCGGAAUAAAGGAAUUAGGCGGAAGAGUCAGCCAAGCUCAAGGAUGGAGGUACAGUUAGGGCUAGGGAGGGUUUACCCCCGGCCGCCGUCCAAAACCUAUCGAGGAGCUUUCCAGAACCUGUUCCAGAGCGUGCGCGAAGUGAUCCAGAAUCCGGGCCCCCGGCACCCUGAGGCCGCGAGCGCAGCACCUCCCGGCGCCCGUUUGCAGCAGCAGCAGCAGCAGCCGCAGGAGACCAGUCCUCGGCAGCAGCAACAGCAGGGUGACGAUGGCUCUCCCCAAGCCCAGAGCAGAGGCCUCACAGGCUACCUGGCCCUGGACGAGGAACAGCAGCCUUCCCAACAGCAGCCAGCCCCCAAGGGCCAUACGGAGAGCGGCUGCGUUCCAGAGCCUGGAGCUGCUUCAGCCACCGGCAAGGGGCUGCAGCAGCAGCAGCCAGCACCACCGAACGAGGAUGACUCAGCUGCCCCAUCCACGUUGUCCCUGCUGGGCCCCACUUUCCCGGGCUUAGGUAGCUGUUCCACCGAUCUUAAAGACAUCCUGAGCGAGGCCGGCACCAUGCAACUCCUUCAGCAGCAGCAGCAGCAGGAGGUAGCAUCGGAAGGUAGCAGCAGCGGGAGAGCUAGGGAGGCCGCUGGUGCUCCCACCUCCUCCAAGGACAGUUACCUAGGGGGCAGUUCGACCAUCUCAGACAGCGCCAAGGAGUUGUGUAAGGCAGUGUCGGUGUCCAUGGGCUUGGGUGUGGAGGCGUUGGAGCAUCUGAGUCCUGGGGAACAGCUUCGGGGGGAUUGCAUGUACGCCCCGCUCCUGGGAGGUCCACCCGCUGUACGUCCUUGCGCCCCGCUGGCCGAAUGCAAAGGUUCUCUUCUGGAUGACGGCCCAGGCAAGGGCACCGAAGAAACUUCUGAGUAUUCCCCUUUCAAGGCAGGUUAUGCCAAAGGGUUGGAUGGCGACAGCCUGGUUUGUUCGGGCAGCGGUGAAGCAGGGGUCUCCGGGACACUUGAGCUGCCAUCCACCCUUUCUCUCUACAAGUCUGGAGCACUAGAUGAAGCGGCAGCUUAUCAGAGUCGCGACUACUACAACUUUCCGCUCUCCCUAGCCGGGCCGCCGCCCCCUCCGACACCUCCCCAUCCUCACACCCGUAUCAAGCUGGAAAACCCGCUGGACUAUGGCAGCGCCUGGGCGGCUGCAGCGGCACAAUGCCGUUACGGGGAUCUGGCGAGCCUGCAUGGCGGGGGUGCAGUGGGACCCAGCUCAGGCUCACCCUCGGCCACUGCCUCCUCUUCCUGGCACACUCUCUUCACAGCAGAAGAAGGCCAGCAGCUGUACGGGCCCUGUGGCGGGAGCGGAGGCGGCAGCGCUGGCGAGGCAGGGUCUGUAACCCCCUAUGGCUACACUCGGCCACCUCAGGGGUUGGCAGGCCAGGAAGGUGACUUCCCUCCACCUGAUGUGUGGUAUCCCGGCGGUGUGAUGAGCAGAGUGCCCUAUCCGAGUCCCAGUUGUGUCAAAAGCGAGAUGGGUCCCUGGAUGGAGAGCUACUCCGGACCGUAUGGGGACAUGCGCAGUACCCAAAGAAAGACACAAUUCAGAAGAAUCUUGAGAUCACUAUCCUCAAUAAGUUUAUAACCAUUAAAACAACAACAACAACAACAA
Messenger RNA from Callorhinus ursinus (northern fur seal), 2248 nucleotides. NCBI's taxonomy places the organism in Eukaryota, Metazoa, Chordata, Mammalia, Carnivora, Otariidae. The record is from RefSeq and is a predicted model, not a curated record.